AUGGUUGUCCUUGAUAAGCCAAGUCAUCAGUCCACGCCAGAUAAGUUUGUAAUUUUCGAUGACCCCUCCCCCAUAUCGAUUAGCAACAUUGUCUCUCCCACCAAACCAAAAAUGGCAGCCAUCAUCGCACUCGACUCGAUGAAUCUUGUCCAUCACUUCCUUGUUAUUGUCUUGCUUCUAAUAAUCCCUUGGGCAGCUCCUUUAUCUUUCGAUUUCCCCACUUUCCAACAAAAUGAUCUUACCAACGGUACUGGAUUAUUAAUUACCGAGGGAGAUGCUGUUAUCGCCAACCAAUCCAUUCACCUCACCAAAGACUACGUGGGUGGGGAAACAACUCAUGGAAGUGUUGGCCGAGCGACUUACGGCGAACCCUUCCUCCUUCGGGACAAAGAUACCAGAAAACUUGCCGAUUUCAACACAAGUUUCACAUUUAGAUUUGAUGGCAAAAACAGUACUGUCCCCCCACACGACCAGGGGCUUGCUUUCUUCUUAGCGCCAAACGGAUCCUUACUCAACCGAGCACUUGGAGUAGGUGGCAAUAUGGGCCUCCCAGUCAACAACUCGAUGGAAAAUGUUACAGAGCCGAGCAAUGAGUACCCGUUUGUGGCUGUGGAGUUUGUUACCUUCCGGAAUUCAAGGUCAACGGUGGAAGAUCCAUACUGCGGUCACGUGGGGAUAAAAAUCAACUCUUCGAAUAUUAUUACCAAGCCGUGGAAUAGUGGCAUUAUGGAAAGAGAACAUAAUCGUGCUUGGAUUGGUUAUAAUUCGAGUUCGAAAAAUCUUAGUGUUUCCCUCACCACUUAUGUCAAUGAUGCCCGAGAGCAAGUGAUUAUUUCUCUCAGUUCCUUGGUUGAUCUGAAUAAAUACUCGCCGGAUUGGGUAAUUGUCGGGUUUUCUUCUUCAAUGGGUACUGCUCCCGCUCUGGUUGACAUCAUGUCAUGGGAUUUUACUUCUACUUCACUGGUAGGUGAUGGAUCCCUUGCUCUUUUCAGCCAAGAAAAGAAAGGUCAAUCUCUAGUUCCUAAGCCAAGCCCUAGAACUAAUAAUGUCAAGUCAAGAAGACGGAAGAAACGAAUGGGAGUCGUGAUCAGUAGUGCUAUUGGUGGGUUUAUCUUGGCUUGUAUUUUAGGUUUGGGUUUGUAUAACUCGUGCAAGAAAAGAGCAACAGGAGGAAGGGCUGAUAUAGACCUUACCAUUCCUAAUGAAUUGGGUGAAAAGAUCUCCCUGAAGAAAUUUAGUUAUAAAGAGUUGGCUGGGGCGACGAGGAACUUUUCUGAUGGAGAAUUGCUUGGAGUUGGAAGAUAUGGUGCCUUUUACAAAGGCUGCAUAAAAGAGUGGAACAUACAUGUUGCUGUGAAGAAGAUGUCAAGAUCUGAACUGGUGCUCAAAGAGUAUGCAUCACAAAUAACGAUUAUCAGUCGACUUAGACAUCGGAAUCUAGUGCAACUUCUUGGUUGGUGCCAGCAAAAAGGAGAACUCCUACUUGUCUACGAGUUCAUGCCUAACGGAAGCUUAAACAAUUAUUUAUUCAAAGUACAGAUCUCAUUAGUUUGGGAGGUAAGAUACAAAAUUGCUCAAGACCUGGCUUCUGCAUUGCUUUAUUUACACGAACAUGGCGAAGUAUGUGUGCUCCAUCGGGGGAUCACAUCCAGCAACAUUAUGUUGGAUUCGGAUUUCAAUGCUAAACUUGGGGAUUUUAGAUUAGCUCGGUAUCCACGUGAAAAGUACUGGGACACUAUGUUAUUAGCUCUGGAGUAUGCUGCCACACGGACAGUUACCAAGAAAUUUGACGUCUACAGCUUCGGAGUUGUUGCUUUGGAGAUUUCCUGUGGGAGAAAGGCCAUCGAACCAAGGUUGGCAAGUGGUCGAGUCAAUAUAAUUGAGUGGGUUUCAGAGCUUUAUGGAGAAGGGAAGAUCAUCGAAGCAGCUGACCCGAAGUUGUGUGGAAGUUUUGAUGGAAAACAAAUGGAGUGCUUGUUGAUUGUCGGGCUGUGGUGUGCUCAUCCAUAUUACAGUUUCAGACCUUCAAUGCGACAAGUGAUCCAAGUGCUUAAUUGCGAGGUCGAAGUUCCGUUGCUCAUUCCUGACAUAUCACUCUCAGCGUCAUCUAGUUCUACCACCAGUUUUCAAGAAAACAGUGGGUCCUCAGGCCAUGGAGAUAUGGAUAACACCAAUUCCUUGGUUCCGGAACGUGUUGUUGAGAGCUUAGACCCUUCGGAACCUGUCACUGUGGCCUUACACCCAGAGUCGAAUAUUGCUACACCCCUGUCAAGGACGCCAAUGACUACCUCUCCUGACAUACCACUCUCAGCGUCGUCUAUUUCUACCACCCGUAUUGAGAAUAAAAAAAAGGGUCCUCAAGCCAUGGUUUCCUUGGUCCCUGAAGGUGUCAUUGUGAUCUUAGACCUAGCAGUACUCUCAUCAAGGUCGCCAACGACUACCUCUCCUGACAUAUCACUCUCAGCGUUGUCUAGUUCUACCACCAGUUUUCAAGAAAAAAGUGGGUCCUCAGGCAAUGGCGAUAUGGAUAACACCAGUUCGUUGGUCCCGGAAUGUGUUGUUGAGAGCUUAGACCCUUCGGAUUCAGGGUAG
Messenger RNA from Pyrus x bretschneideri (Chinese white pear), 2592 nucleotides. RefSeq names its product L-type lectin-domain containing receptor kinase IX.1-like. Gene Ontology annotation, molecular function: ATP binding; carbohydrate binding; protein kinase activity. Gene Ontology annotation, biological process: protein phosphorylation. Gene Ontology annotation, cellular component: plasma membrane. The transcript has 2 exons. Lineage: Eukaryota; Viridiplantae; Streptophyta; Magnoliopsida; Rosales; Rosaceae. The record is from RefSeq and is a predicted model, not a curated record. The coding region runs from base 1 to 2592 and encodes 863 amino acids.